UAAAACUGAGAUAAGGAGAAUUUUUUCCUUACAAAAGGUUGUUAGUCUGUGGAAUUCUCUUCCCCAGAGAGCAGUGGAGGCUGGCUCACUGAAUUUAUUUAAGGCUGAGUUAGAUUCUUGGUCAACAAAAAGCAGGUUAUGAGGGACAGGCAGGAAAUUAGAGUUCAGGCUACAAUCGGAUCAGCCAUGAGCUUCUGGAACGGAUGAGCAGGCUCAAGGGGCCGAAUGGCCUACUCCUACUCCCAAUUCUUGUGUUCGUUGUAAGCUUGCCCUAUCAUUCCUGUGGUCAAUGAUCUAGCUUCCACUGCUCAUUGAAGAAGACAAUUCCAAACACUAACAACCCUCUGAGAGGACAAAUUCCCCCUCAUCUCCAUUUUCAAUAUUUUGACGCUGUGCCCCCUAUUCUAGAUUCCCCCAUGAGGGGAAACAUCCUCUCAGCUUCUGAGCCCAAGAACUCCCUGAAGAUCAACCUCAAGUUGCUGCUGUAGUUUCAGCAGAAGAUCAAAGGGAAUUCCAUCAUGAACACUUUCACUUUGUGAAGGAAAAUUUCAUAAAUGUAAAGUUAAGACGUUGCAGACGGAGCAGAAAAAAAUCAUCCCGCUAGGCUUUGCUAAACUGUCUCUCCAGUCCUCACGACUGGAUGAAAAUGGAAUGUGAAAGAGAGAAGUGGACGUCAGAUGUAAAGAAGGGAGAACUUCAGAGCCACCACCAACCUGGAACAACGGUGCCGGACAUUGGCCAGAAUCCUCCACUCCAAUUGGCGGUGUGCGUCGUGGCAAGCGGGAGGGGGCAGAAUUUGGUGGGAGGGGCAGAAAUCGGUUUCACGCUGACGUGAAAUCACAUCGGGAUUAUCUGAUGGUGCCCACCAUGGCGUACUGCGAAACCCACUGGAGAGGCCGGCAUGAACCUGAGUUGCAUCCCACUAAUGGGAUGCAAAUUAAGGCCUGAUCGGAAUCGUCCCCAACAUCAAAUUCAUCUCAGGCCCUGCCAGAGCUGAGGGAUGACAGGAGUUCAUGAGAGCUGAAUUGGAUGAUCAGCUUCUCCAGAUCUUGAGGAAAUAAACCUCCUUCAUGUGGUGGGAAAGGUUUGAGAGGCUGAAUGGCCUCUUCCUGUUUUUAUUUGUGGAGAAUUGGCCCAACAUAUGGGGGAGGUUGUAUUUAAGUGGGAAUGACUGUACUGGGCAAAGAGUGAUCAUGGAAGGUUCUACAAUCCAUGGGAGGGCAGGUCUCAGUUUAAUGUCUCAUCCAAAAUAUGGCAUCUCUGACAGUGUAGCACUCCCUCAGCUAUGCACUGACAAUAUCAGCCAGAACCUUGCUCUCAUGUCUCUGGAGUAGAAAUUGAAACCACAGCCUUCUGACUCAGAGAUUAUGAAAAUCAAUCCUGUGACAAUUCACCAGGAGGCCAAUCAAAAGGUAAAACCCCAAGCGUGGGCGAUAUCAUGAGGACUUUUGAAGGUGUAAAGGAAUAUUUGAACGGCUCGAAUAUGACAAUCAACACAGUGAGAGAGAGAGACAAAAUCCUUCUGACUGGUCCUAUCACAACAACGAUCAUCCCAGCUCUUUGCAUCCUCAUCUUUGUCACUGGGCUCUCAGCCAAUGGGCUGGCUCUCUGGAUAAUGUCAACAAAAAUCAGGAAAUUGCCUUCUACCAUCUUCCUGAUCAACUUGGCGACUGCCGACCUUCUCCUGAUCCUGGUGCUGCCGUUCAAGAUCUCCUACCACCUCCUGGGCAAUGACUGGCUCUUUGGUGAGGGACUCUGUCGGACGAUGAUCGCCUUCUUCUACGGGAACAUGUACUGCUCCAUCCUGCUGCUCACCUUCAUCAGCAUCGACAGAUACUUCGCUCUGGUCCAUCCAUUUCUCUCCAAGCGUUUCAGGGACAAUCGGUUUGCUGCUUGUGGUUGUUGUGUGAUUUGGGUAAUUGCUGUGUUACUGGUCUUACCGUUCCUCUUUGUGGAUCAGUUAUACCAGGUCCAGGACCUGAACAUCACUACAUGUCAUGAUGUGUUACCACUGGGAAAGCAGACUGUGUAUUUUUUCUAUUACUUUGUGUGUCUGGUUAUUGUGGGCUUUCUAAUUCCAUGUUGUGUUACUGUCUUCUGCUAUGGGUCUGUAAUCCAAACAUUAAUACUUACUGAGAAGAAGUACAAGCGAGCAGCAGUAGUCACUGCUUUAAUCCUGCUGGUCUAUGUGGUGUGUUUCACUCCAAGCAACAUCAUUUUACUAAUUCACCACUCUGAGUAUCGCCUCACUGAGGGCAGUGACCUCUAUAUUUAUUACAUGUUCUGCCUGGUUCUCAGUAGUUCCAGCAGCUGCAUUGACCCUUUCAUCUACUAUUACCUUUCUGAUGAAUUUAGGGCCAAAGUGAGGCAAGUGAUCUGCUGUCACAAGGGAAAGCACAGAGAACUCUCAGGUAAAACUUCCCAAGAGCUUCUUCGCACAACCAUUACCUCCUCAUCACACUCAAGGACUGGAGUGUCGAUGAGGAGCAUCUGAGUUUGUGUUGGAGCUGCAGAAAUCUCAGAAAACUGAGAAAAAUCAGCUGAUUGGUAAUUGUAAAUUGAGAAAAUAUUUUCAACCCAGCCCAGUUCAGCAUCAAAUAAUUACAAGAUUGAGAAAGGUCCAAAGUCUGUCAGUUCAAAUAAAGUUAGGAACUCUUGGUUUCUCCAAUGUCAUCAAUUUGGAAUUUUGAAAUGGAAAUUUGUUUUUCUUUUAAGUUUGUUGGUAGCCUACACAGCCAGAAACAGGCAGUAGGGGACGGAAGGCAUACAGGCCUCUAGACACAAGCGUUGGUGUUUACCCAUGCCCCACCCUUUUCCAGCAUCCACCAUCUAACCUGCUCUCUGCUUCAUUUCAAUUGUUUAUUCCCCCAGCCUCUACAACCCUCUGACAUUUCUUCCUGUUCCCUGCCUUAAAUCUUUUACAUUUAAUGUUAUCUCCGUGUUCCCAUGCUCUGGAUCCUGUAAACACUAGGAACAAUCUAUUUCUUUCCACCCUUCUCAUUCCUUCAAGAUUUUAACCAUUUCUAUCAACAUAGUCCUGUGAUCCCUGUUUGAACAAAAAUGGUGUCAAUGUUUCUUGCUGAUUGGUUUGAUUUUCAUGGACCUGGUGGUUUGUAAGAUGCCGGUGUCUGGUUGAUGCAUAAACCUGAAGUUGGAACCCCACACCCAUUCGCAUCAGCAACUUGAGGAAGAUGAUAACUUGUGGGAAGAUGUAAACUUUAUACAUGUCCCCAUAGUUCCAUGGCUACAUCAGUGUACAGCACUAACAAAUUGUUUGGACAUUUCUGUGAGAGCAUAUGAAUAGCGAAUGAAAGUACUCAUGGGUUCAAUAUUCCUAUCUGAUCAUAAUUGUGGGAUGCCUCAAAAGCCCCUCCUUAACUUGUGCAUGGUUUUCGUUCAUGAUCUGUCAGUUUGGUAUUUUUAGCUGGAGGCAAAUUAGUGGAGCCAGUUAUUCACGCCUCAACGAGCCCUUGCUGGGAUAAAAAUCACCAGAUUUAAACACAAACACAGCGCAAACACAGUGAGAUUUCCAAAGGUUUCCCAAUGAUUAGGUGGCAUGGCUGGAAUGUGAAAUGAAGGAGAAGCUGAAUCAGAGCAGGUAGUGAAUGACAGAAGACAGAAGCACAUCGAGCUAGUGCUGCUCGAGUUCUGAACCACAAAAAUCAGGUGGAAAAUAGGUGAUGAAACAAAAUCAAUGGACAAACAUUGGGAGGAGACAGGGAAGUUUGUUAAUCAUCUCUUAAAACAAUGGUGACACAGCCCAGAAGGAAAAAAACAGUAAAAACUGGGAAAUAAGCGUACUAGUCCCAACUGCUUUUUCAUUCUGGGAGCAGACAUCAAGGAUGCUCAGGAGAUCAGGUGGAAACAUCCACAGCAUUUCUGAUAGAAACACUGGUUUAUCAUUGAAUGGGAAAUCAGUAUCUGACAUCAGGAACGUUCUCCACAGCAUGAAUACACUGGAACUAAUGUUAAAGUAUUGUUAUGUGGCAUUAGCUGUGUGACUGCUGUCUGCUAUAAAGGGGCAUAGUGCCAUUCUGUGGUGUCAUUUAAUGCUGCAGAGUCAGCCUUGUUACACACCAGGAAGGAUUUAUAUUUAGCUGUAUAAGCAAGAGUGGAUGUUCCGCGUGAUGUGAGAUAUUGGGAAUGAAGUCCAGAGUGAUUAAGGAUUCAUUUUCUGGAGGAUCUGCACGGGAUACACCAUGGGGAUCAUUUUAAUCUAACAAACCCAGCAAGUGAUUCUAGUAAAUUCAGAGUGUAAAACUAAUUGAACCCUGUUAGGUUCUCACCAGGAAAUUACCCUCAAUUUGCUUCAGUAUUGAAAUGUUCAGGCUUCCCCCUCUCCCCCUCCCUCCUUCUCUGCCCCUCCCCUUCCCUCUCUAGCUUUCUCCCCCUCCCUCUCUACCAUUUCCUCCCCCCUUCUCUACCUCUCCCUCACCCCUAUCCCCCUCUCUCCCCUUAACUCUCCCCUUCUCUCCUCCUCACUCUCCUCCUCUCUUCCCUCUCCCUCUCCUCCUCUCUCUCCCUCUCUCUCCACCUCCACCUCCCUCUUUCUCACAGUUGAACAGGUUGCCUCUGACUUAAAGUUCACAAAUAACCUGUUGAGGGUUACAGCUGGGCCGGAGAUGGCAGAUUUCUUAGGCUAAUGGCCUAUUUCUUAAUCUCUGAGUGGUGACUACGAACAUUGUAAAACUGCAUUUCUUUUCAUUUAUUAGAAUAUUAUUUAAUCCUCCCAAAGGCCUAACAACUCACUCUGUAAUCAUUAUUCUCUUUAUAAAUUCUCAGUUUAUAUGUUAAACUAUUACAUUGUAGACUUGUGUAUAAAGGCUGCUUCGCACCAA
Molecule: messenger RNA, 4838 nt
Organism: Carcharodon carcharias (great white shark)
Lineage: Eukaryota; Metazoa; Chordata; Chondrichthyes; Lamniformes; Lamnidae
Product: proteinase-activated receptor 4-like
Exons: 2
Coding region: 1439-2494 (351 amino acids)
Biological process (GO): blood coagulation; positive regulation of Rho protein signal transduction; phospholipase C-activating G protein-coupled receptor signaling pathway
Cellular component (GO): membrane
Molecular function (GO): thrombin-activated receptor activity
Source: RefSeq, a predicted model, not a curated record